UAAUCAAAUGCACUAACCACACUCCAUCACCCCCAUAUAUACCCCUUCUCCUCUCACACUAAUUAACACACUCAUCAAAAAACCCUUCUUUCUUUCAGGUUCAUUACUUGAUCAGUGUCAAAAGGGUAGUUGCAAAUUGCAAUGGCUAAGCAUGAUGUUGAGGGUGGUUCCUUCUCAGCAAAGGACUACCAUGAUCCUCCUCCAGCACCUUUGAUUGAUGCUGAGGAACUCACACAGUGGUCCUUCUACAGGGCUUUGAUUGCUGAAUUCAUUGCCACAUUACUUUUCCUUUACAUCACAGUGCUCACUGUGAUUGGUUACAAGAGCCAGAGUGAUGUCAAGGCCGGGGGUGAUGUGUGUGGUGGAGUUGGCAUUCUUGGCAUUGCUUGGGCCUUUGGUGGCAUGAUCUUCAUCCUUGUUUACUGCACUGCUGGAAUCUCCGGGGGUCACAUAAACCCAGCAGUGACAUUUGGGCUCUUCUUGGCUCGCAAGGUAUCUUUGAUUAGAGCCAUAAUGUACAUGGUGGCUCAAUGCUUGGGAGCCAUGUGUGGAGUUGGGUUGGUUAAGGCAUUCCAAAAGGCAUACUACAACAGGUAUGGUGGUGGAGCCAAUGAACUCAGUGAAGGGUACAGCACAGGUGUUGGAUUGGGUGCUGAGAUUAUUGGAACCUUCGUUUUGGUCUACACUGUCUUCUCUGCAACUGACCCAAAGAGGAAUGCUAGAGAUUCUCAUGUGCCGGUUCUGGCUCCACUUCCAAUUGGUUUUGCUGUGUUCAUGGUUCACUUGGCAACCAUCCCAGUCACUGGCACUGGUAUUAACCCUGCUAGGAGUUUUGGAGCCGCUGUGAUGUACAACCAAAAGAAGGCUUGGGAUGACCAAUGGAUCUUUUGGGUUGGACCGUUUAUUGGAGCAGCCAUUGCAGCCUUCUACCACCAAUUCAUCUUGAGAGCAAGUGCUGCUAAGGCUGUUGGAUCAUUCAGGAGCAACCCCACUAUUUGAGUCAAUUUCCUCUUCAUGGGAGGAUAGUGGAAAUGGAAAAAAAAUCAUGGGAAGUGUUUGUGCUUUGAUCCUCUUUAGAUUGAAGGUUCUUUAAGACAAUGAAGCCUUUAGUAAAUAGUAAAAACCCUUUAGUAUUUGCAAGCACUUUCCUAUGUAUUUCCUUGUUAGAAUUAAGCUUUUUCUUGAGAUAUUGGAAGUAAAAUCUAUUAGAUGUCUUGUUUUAAUAUUUUGUGAUGUGUAAUAAGUUCGACAUGUUGUUGGUGAACUAGUUUGGUAACCCAUAUUUUGAGGGAUGCUAGGCCAAUGUCACACUUUUUGCUUGUGAUAUUGUAUUUUCACCAAAAACAAGUCACUGUAUGUAUGUUUGGAAAAUUAAGAACGAAAAUACACUUUCAUUCCACCAUA
Molecule: messenger RNA, 1404 nt
Organism: Glycine soja
Lineage: Eukaryota; Viridiplantae; Streptophyta; Magnoliopsida; Fabales; Fabaceae
Product: aquaporin PIP2-2-like
Exons: 4
Coding region: 142-999 (285 amino acids)
Biological process (GO): transmembrane transport
Cellular component (GO): plasma membrane
Molecular function (GO): water channel activity
Source: RefSeq, a predicted model, not a curated record